Molecule: messenger RNA, 462 nt
Organism: Aspergillus melleus
Lineage: Eukaryota; Fungi; Ascomycota; Eurotiomycetes; Eurotiales; Aspergillaceae
Exons: 3
Coding region: 1-462 (153 amino acids)
Source: RefSeq, a predicted model, not a curated record
AUGAUCAACAUGAGCGUCUUGCCAUCUUGCAUACAUGGCAUCCAAUCCGUGAUUGCUUUGGUGAUUCUAGGCUGUUCAGCAGCUAGAUUAUCGGAAGAGUCAUCAAGCGGGUUUGGCCUGGCUUUAUUCACGGCCAUCGCGACCAUUCUCGCAGCAAUCUACAUCAUCACCACCUCCUUCAUCGCAAAGACGUUGUUCAAGCUUUGGGUUUCCGUUGCAUCUAAUGCCUUCACUCUGACUUUCUGGGUCAUUACCGUCAUAGUCAUGGGCACUACGCAUCAUUUUGUGUACUGCCAGGGAGAUCAGCACAACCAUUGCUACAGAAAGCGGUAUUAUCAUGGGAAGGAUGGUCUUUGGGCUGCGACACUUGCGUUGAGUGUUAUUGAUGGGAUCCUUUCUGCUAUUGCACUUGCGAUUUCCUGUUGCGGUCGGAAAAAUCGAGAAAAGAAUGAGGUCGCAUGA